AUGUGUGAUAAGCUAUGUGAUCGUUCCUUUGUGCGCAACAAUAUAAGCAGUGUCGUAGAUGCAGUCGGUGCGAAUUCAACGUUAUUCACUGUAAUUCGUCACCCAAUCGAUCGAUUUCUCAGUGGAUACGUCGAUAAAUGCAUGAACGAGCUCACAUACUACACGGAGAAAGAACGAUGUUUUGGGUGCCGGAAUGAUAUUCAGUGUUUUGUUGAUAUUCUUCAUGCAGUAUUUAUGCAGUACUAUGAAAAGAAUGGUAAACCGACAGACGAUCCUGAACUAGCACGCAUGUACCACUACUAUAUCCGACAUUUUGCUCCUCAAACAUGGUAUUGCGAAUUCGACAAGUACAAAAAUGAUUAUAUCAUUUUGAACUAUCAUAUCGGACCAAAUAGCACACAGCGGAUCGCCGAUGAUUUCCACAAAGUUUUCAAGCAAGCACACGUUCCGGACAACCUUCUACAAACAAUCUACAGCGAGAUGAUGAG
Messenger RNA from Cooperia oncophora, 488 nucleotides. Lineage: Eukaryota; Metazoa; Nematoda; Chromadorea; Rhabditida; Trichostrongylidae. The record is from the annotation of a GenBank genome assembly.